CUUGCUUAGAAAUUGAUAUGCUUCAAAUCCUAAAAUAACACCCAAAAGUCCUCUUAUCAUCCCUUGCUUCCAGACGAUAUUUCCAUUUCGGAGUAUACUCUCUCUACUCACAAUCCACCAUCUUAAUAUUUCGAUACGAAUUUAGUGAUCAAUAAGACCAAUAAGGAUGAGACCAUGGAAGGUACCAACACAACCAACUCGAUUGUGCAGCCAUCUCUUCCACCACCGUAUUCGUCUACUUUCACCUCACGACCCGCACCCUUGGCAGAACCGACGAAGGCACCUACUGGACCGAAAAUCGACGUUAGCCAAACCAUCACGAUAACUCAGACGGCGUCGGCUUCCGCUGUGCCAUCAUCUUCAAACGGCAGCGCGACGCUCAUGGUUCCGAGCCAGGUUGCUAGUUCAACAACAACAACAACCACCACAACAAGCUCUAUAUUUGCCAUCCCGCAUCCAACUGAUAUCAACGACUCGGUUGUGAUGCCGGGCCAGGUUUUGCUGUUGGUUCUGGCCACACUAAUUGGGCUGCUUAUUUUGGGAACUACCACAAACUUCUGGUAUAGCAGGAAGCACAAGAAAUCACAGAAACAGGAGAAACGGAAGGAAUGGCAAAACCCUUAAUGAUGAGUUCACUAAGGAGACAGACAUAGUACUAUGGACCAAGUAGACUUGUCGUAAUAUAACUGACAUGUCAUUGACUGUGAAGUCGAUACAACUAGCUAAGUCUUUUCUCAAGAGAACAUGCUCCAGCAGUACACUUCCCAUAUUUUCAGAGAGAAUUCGGUACAUACAUACCCUACUCGAUAAGUACUGAGCUCCCAAGGACGAAAACAUGCAUCAUACCGACAACACCACCCCGUGUUUAGAGAUACAAG
This is a messenger RNA of Pseudomassariella vexata, 878 nucleotides long. RefSeq lists its product as uncharacterized. The transcript is spliced from 3 exons. Bases 175 to 624 code for a protein of 149 amino acids. Lineage: Eukaryota; Fungi; Ascomycota; Sordariomycetes; Amphisphaeriales; Pseudomassariaceae. The record is from RefSeq and is a predicted model, not a curated record.